ACUUCAUCCAGUGGAAUUUACCAAAAUGUUCACAAUAAAUCAAGUCGCGCAUUCCGUUAAACUAUAUUGGCUUUAGCCUCUGUUAAAAGACAUAUACUAAGGAAAGCCCCUAAUAAGAGUGCACCUCUAUAUAAUGGACAAGUUCCAAAGGCGACCGGUUUUUGGAGGUUCUCGAUGGUUAAUAUCCAUGGAGAAAAGAGGCAAGCGGUAUUCUAAUUAUUUCUUUCUUAGCGAGUCUCUUUGAGAAAAAUGUAUCUUUAUUUUGAAGAGAAAAAUUCGAUCUGUGAAAUGUUUACGCAAUAGUAAAAAUAAAAAAAUGACAUAUUGGUUUCGAAAGGCACAAAAUGUAUUGUAAGCACCGUCAAGUAAACAGUUUGUUCACUGCCAGAAGGUGUCCCAAGUGGUCCCGUCCCUCAAUUCAGGUUAGAGACGGGACCGCAAAUUUCCCUUUCGUAAACGGUCGUUGCCAAUUAUAACGGUCGUUGUCAUUCCUGAGAACCGUCGUUGCCAUUUUAAACCGUCGAUGCCAAAUCGAAAACCAACCGAACCGACGACUUCCUUCGUGACUAGUUCGAGAGUGAUUUUCGCUCAAGAGUGUUGUAUGACGUCAUUACUUGGAUGGCUCAAGAUGGCGGACAAACCCGAUUUUCUCAAAGAUCUAAUAUCUUCAGCUAUAAAAGAAGUGCAUUCGAAAAAGAGAUCGUUUGAAUUAUCCGAAAUUACAGAUGAGUAUUUUUUGGCCUCGCUCCCAGAUGAUUCUUUUUACUACCUGAAGUCAAUUUCAGGAAAUAGAGAGAACUUCAAGGCCCACGUGUUGACUGAAGAUAUUACAGAAGAAAACCUGGAGCUAUGGAUAUCUGAGUACGAAGUCAUUAAUAACGUUUCCAUCAAGCUCAAGACAAAGAAAAACCCCACGAGUGGCUACGUGCUUCAGAAUUAUUAUAGGUGUCAGCAUAAUACUCGCAACUGGAGCCCAAGUAAGGACCCACAGAAAAAAUUACAUAUCAAUCCUUCUGCUAGAGUGAAAAACACCAACUGUCCCUUCCAGAUGAUUGUCAAAUUGGACAACAAGGGGUGCUGCUCAUUGGAUAUUGAGUGGGAGCACAACCACUCCCUUGAAACUUUGGAGGCAUCAAACUUUCUGUACCUGACUCCUGAGUGUACAGAAAGAGUAUUGAAAAUGUAUGAAAGUGGGCAUACACCAGCAACUGCAAGACAACAAUACUUGAAAGAGCUCAAGCAAUCAUGUAAUGACGAUUUGGAAUUUCAUCGAAAGAAGGCUAAUCGAGCAGUUGUGCCAAGAAGAAGGGACUUUAGCUACCUUUACACACAAUAUGGCAAGGAUAGGUAUGGAGGACAAGGGGUUAUGAUGUACCAGAGACUGGCUGAAAGGCUUGAACAAUAUAGCAAAGAUAACCCUGAUGCUACCACUCACCACCAAGUGUACGGGGGGGAGGACAAACCUCUUUUGGUUGCUAUUGUUACACCCCUUAUGAAGCGUGUACACAAUGAAGUUCAGCAGUCUGGAGAAAUGGUGUUUGUGGAUGCUACUUCUAACACUGAGGAGCACAAUCUUAAAGUGUUUGUUAUGUGCACACAUAAUGUUUCAGGGGCACUUCCACUUGGUAUUCUGAUAGCUAGUGAUGAGCGAGAGUCCACAUUAAAGCAGGGCUUUAAAAUGCUCUGCUCGUGCUUACCUGAAUAUGCAUUCAAUGGUCGUGGAAAGGAAAAUGGACCAAAAGUCAUACUUACCGAUAACUGUAAAGAGGAACGAAAUGCUCUGAAGUCUAUUUGGCCCCUAUCCACCUUACUUCUAUGCACAUUUCACAUGCUCCAACAACUUUGGAGGUGGCUUCAUGAAAGCAAAAACAAUGUCAACCUUGCUGAUAGACCAUUCAUUCUCAACCUUUUCAAGAAAUCACUAUAUGCAGAGACAGAACAAGAAUUUGAGAACAGCUUUAGUGAACUUUUAAAUGAUGACCAUUGCAUGGAAAACCCCACUUUAGUAAGCUAUUUACAAAAACUUUACAAUGACAAAGAAUCUUUUGCUCUAUGCUUUAGAAAAGAACUGCCUGUUAGAGGGAACCACACAAACAAUUUUGCUGAGGCUCAGUUUCUGGUUCUGAAAGAUAUAAUUCUGCGGCGAACAAAAGAGUACAAUGUUGUUGGGCUUCUGGACAAGCUUACAAUUGAUUUAGAAGACCACUACAAGAAUAAACUCCUCAGUAUUGCUGAUGGGAGUUUUGAUGGCACUUAUAGACAUCGAUUCAUGGGGAAAGGGAAAGGGAAAGGAAGCUUUGGGUUUAAUGUCCCAGAUAGAAAAGAACUUGAUGGCUACCUUUCUUCUGUUGAAAGUUUUGGUAAUAAUACUUUCAAAGUUGGAAGCUCUUCAUAUGGCAGUCAAAGCCAUACAGUAGACAUGACUAUUGGAAUGUGUACCUGUGGCAUUGGCAAAGAUGGGAGCCCAUGCAAACACCAGUAUGUCCUUUGGGUGUCCAAGCUGGCAGACUGUGUUAAUUUUGUCCCAGUAAACAAUCCCCGUGAGAGACAGAAAUUAGCCUGGUUGGCUAUAGGAGAGACACUUCCUCUUAGUUACUAUAUGCCAUUGCGCUCAACUGAGGCUGAACAGAUUACAUUGCAACCUUGUGGACCUAAUGAGUGUGGCACUGUCAUUGAGAAAUCCAUUAACAGGGAUCAAGAACCAAACUACACGACUGGUGAAGAAAUUCAUGAUGAGGAUAAAUCUAUUAUUGCAAAUGCUCAACAAUUGAUGAGGAGCUCUUGUGACCAAAUUAUUCAAAACCUCCAAAGCUCUGGGGAUCUUAAUUUGGCUAAAGGAAUAAUAAAGUUCUCCAAAAGAGUAACAACCUUAACAGCGACAAGGUCUAUGAAUUCAAAUUUGGUGAGUGCCCUUUUCUCUUUCGGGUCUAAUGAACUGAAGAAAACUGGAAGUGGAAAAAAAAUCCGUGUUCAGCCAAACAGGAAGCGAAAGUGUGGUAGUGGAAGCCGUCAGGCUGUUUCAAAAGGGCGUCCAGUACAACUUCAAGAACCAACGUCGAAGAGGAAGCGCAGCCAUGAUUUGGCAAAAGUAGUACAGGCAAAUGUCAAUAGCAGCAAAAAGUCAGGGUCCCACACUAUGAAAUCUAAGACAAAGCACAUUCAAAAGAAAAAAACAAAGAAAGAGAAAUCCUAGGGAAAUUUUAUAAAAUCCUGUAAGUAUGUUUUAUGGAAUGCAUCAAAGGUAUACAAUGUUCAAUAUUUUUGUUGUUAGACUUGUUCUUUUAUAAACAUUACAGUAGCGAAGCAGCAAACUUAAAGUAAAGUAUAUAUAUAAUUGUUGUCAUUGAACCAAUUUUGCACUCUUGCCAACUAUUUCCAAUUGCUGAACUGCAAACCAGCUUCCAUCAUUUGAACUUUGAAUUUAUAACAGAAUUACAUUUUGUACUCUAUGCUUGCGGUGAGAUGGUAUGAUUGGAAGCCAUUAAAUAAUUAAGUGUUGGUGAAUGAAUAAGCUUCAGGGGUUUUGAUUUACAGAAGACAGUUUAGCAGUUAGAAAUCGUUAGCAAGAGUUCACAGAAUUGAUGUAAGAAACUGGUGAAAGAUUGGGUUGCAUCAUCA
Nematostella vectensis (starlet sea anemone) is the source of this 3618-nucleotide messenger RNA. RefSeq lists its product as uncharacterized. NCBI's taxonomy places the organism in Eukaryota, Metazoa, Cnidaria, Anthozoa, Actiniaria, Edwardsiidae. The coding region runs from base 524 to 3193 and encodes 889 amino acids. The transcript is spliced from 2 exons. Gene Ontology annotation, molecular function: zinc ion binding. The record is from RefSeq and is a predicted model, not a curated record.